Cydia splendana is the source of this 1996-nucleotide messenger RNA. RefSeq names its product solute carrier family 41 member 1-like. NCBI's taxonomy places the organism in Eukaryota, Metazoa, Arthropoda, Insecta, Lepidoptera, Tortricidae. The coding region runs from base 253 to 1563 and encodes 436 amino acids. Gene Ontology annotation, cellular component: plasma membrane. Gene Ontology annotation, molecular function: monoatomic cation transmembrane transporter activity. Gene Ontology annotation, biological process: monoatomic cation transport. The record is from RefSeq and is a predicted model, not a curated record. The transcript has a single exon.
CACCAUCCAAGAUUAUUUCGAUUGCCGUCUGAUUAUAAAUUUUGAAACGAACAUUUAUAAAUUUGUUGUUCAGUAAUCGCUAGCCAACAAUAAUACGAAGUUGUGAUAAGUCAGUGCCAAGAAACGGUCCUAAAACAGUAUGUGUUCAACUACAAUAUGAAUUUCAUAACUUUGGCCUCAAGUUCAGAAUUGUCAUUGUAAAUGUUUACGUGUCUUAUUAGACCGGUAUAAUUAAUAAAUAUAUUUGUAACGAUGAACAGAGGCAAGAACAGUAAUUCUAAAAUGGCAAGAACCGAGACAACUGAAGAAACAAAUGGGUACAAGCUCCUCAACAGUGAAAGUAAGCCUCCAGAUAUUAAACAUGGAAAAGAGAAUUCCUGGGUGGCGGGGGUGCAGAUGUUUGUGUCUUUCUUGCUCGCCGGCUUCGGUAUGGUUGCUGCAAGUCUUGUGCUUGAUGUGGUGCAGCAUUGGAAGGUGUUUGAGCAAGUAUCUGAAGUGUAUAUACUAGUGCCUGCUCUCUUAGGGUUGAAAGGAAAUUUAGAAAUGACGUUGGCAUCGCGUUUGUCUACUCACGCCCAUUUAGGGCAUCUGGACACAGACCUGAGUGCAUUAGUUGUAGGAAACUUGUGUUUGAUACAAUGUCAAGCUGUUUUGGUAGGAUUUUUGGCGGCCAUGGCUGCAAUAGCGAUGGGUUGGAUACCAGAUGGGCAGUUCGAUAUUCACCAUGCAUUACUGCUUGCAGCAUCAAGUGUUCUCACUGCUUCAUUUGCCAGUUUUAUCCUAGGCCUGAUCAUGAUUGGUGUCAUAGUUAUUUCAAAGAAACUAAACAUUAACCCAGACAAUAUUGCCACUCCAAUUGCUGCUAGUCUAGGUGACCUGACAACCUUGGCACUGUUGUCAUGGAUUGCAUCACUUCUGUACUCAAAUAUUGGCACAAGUGUUGUACUGCCGUCUAUUAUUAUCACUGCUGGCGCAAUUCUUGUGCCGGUCUGUGGUUACAUUGCCUGGGAUAAUAAGUUCACUAAACAAGCUUUAGAUGAAGGGUGGGUGCCCGUUGUCUCUGCAAUGGUUAUCAGCAGUAUUGGUGGUUUAAUUUUAGACUACACAGUAGUUAACUAUGAGGGUAUUGCAGUAUUUCAAUUAGUUAUCAAUGGUAUAGGUGGCAACAUGGUAGCAGUGCAUGCUUCUAGACUGUCAACUGUGUUACAUACAGGAGACAAGCCCGGGCCUCUUGUUGGCAAAACAACAAAAUUAUUACUCUUGAUGGUCAUACCAGGGCAGUUGAUAUUUAUAUACACUAUAGGCUAUUUAAAAGCUGGGCACACAUCUAUGACCCCUAUAUUUAUCCUCAUUUACAUGUCUGCAGCCUUGCUGCAAGUUUUCCUCUUAUUAGCUAUUAGCCACCACAUGGUUAUAUGGAUGUGGAAGAUGGGAAUGGAUCCUGACAAUUCUGCCAUACCAUAUUUGACAGCACUGGGAGACCUGCUGGGCACAGCUUUGUUAGGUGUCGCUUUUCAUAUACUAUAUGCCAUAGGAGAUAAAGACAAAGAUUUGGGAGAUUAAUGUAUUCUCUAGCCGCCCAGAGACCUAUAAAAAGGUCUCCUGUUCCAUUCUAAUUUGAACUUUGUGUUGACAAAAUAAAAUUUCAUUUUGCUUGGCAAGGUUUGACGUAUGGGCGGCUAGAGGGUAUGUACUUGAGAUAUUUCAAGUGGUCUUUGUUCAAUUUCAGUUAUCAAUUUUACUGAGGCAGUUUGUUUUAUCUAAUGCCAUUCAUAACUAUAUCAUAGUCAUCCUUUGACUGAGCACAUAUCUCGAAUAUAUUAUACACUAAGUGUUAAAUUUAAGUUGCUUUUAUUUGGUUAUCUACAAAACUAAGUAGGUAUUUAUAGUGCAAAAAAUAUAAAAUUUUACAUACCUAUUCAUAAUUACAUAUGCAUGGCAAAUAAAAUUAUUCAUUGUUUAAUAGUGUUUCAGUUUGUAUUAAAAAAAGUUAUUC